Molecule: messenger RNA, 5927 nt
Organism: Dicentrarchus labrax (European seabass)
Lineage: Eukaryota; Metazoa; Chordata; Actinopteri; Moronidae
Exons: 37
Coding region: 181-4416 (1411 amino acids)
Biological process (GO): lipid transport; lipoprotein metabolic process
Cellular component (GO): membrane; extracellular region
Molecular function (GO): lipid binding
Source: RefSeq, a predicted model, not a curated record
CCGGCUUUACACAGGUGAGUCAAACGGGGAGAUAAUUAACAACGUGAGCGCUGUCAGUCGCGAGGACGCGUUUUAAUGCAAAAGUAACGUUACAUUCAUAUAUUCUUCCAUAAAUGUCACCCGUUAGAAAACAUUUUUGGUUUUAAUUCAUAGUAAAAUGCUAAACAAACUUCAUUGACCAUGAGGGAAGAUACAACUACGGGGAACGAGGUGGAGGCGGACGAGAGUGCAGCAGCAGAGGUUGCAUCUGGGGAAAGACGACCUAGUCUUGUGAGGCUACAAAAUAUGCUGAAGAAGGUUUCCCAAAGCCCUUUCCAUAAUCAGUACAAGACUCUUGAAUCAUCAACCUCUGACUCCAGUGGAUCAGUUGCGAACGAGUCUCAAAACAAACAGGAUGGUGAGUUCCUUACUGAUCUCUCAUCUGCUGCUACAGAUGUGACCGACAACCACCAGCUCCACUUAGACCAGUUGGGGGUAAGAGCCUGGAACGGUGUGAAGAUGGAGGAUAAUCAUCAUCUUCCUACUGUGACAAAGAAUGGAGUGCAGGAACCGCACCAUUUAAGCCCUCGGAAUGGAGACAAUGGGGAUUUGACCACAAUGAACCCUUUUUACACAUAUCAUUUGGAAUCGGGCAGCAAAAGUCCUGUGAUGGAGGACGAAGGGAGGAAAACCUCAGAAGCAAAACUCAAUACCAUCUUCAUCCCUCCGCCUGAAUUUCAGAGUUCACCUCUGGAUCUUCAAACUGAAAUUAAGACUGUGGAAAAUGGAGCCAACGUUUCUGAACCUCAAAAGGACCUGUUCCAAGCCCCUACCCCCAACUGUACCAAGGGCCACUUCCAGGCAUCAGCAUCGGCCCAGAACGCACCUGCCAAUGGCCAUUUUCAUGACGUGACCCUGAACUCACCAGACUUAUUUAAGACACUUCCCACUCAAACCCAGAACCUCUCCAAAACCUUGCAGUUAAAAAGCUCUGACCUGUUUAAAGAUGAAGGGGUCAGUCUUUUCCAGGCUGCUACAGGAGAGGAUUUGCUCCAUGCUGAGUGCACUAGGGAGGUGAACAUCUUUGAUAAAUCUCCCAGUGUUUUUGUAGACCCAUUCAAAUCUCCUUCAAACAAGGAGGAUGAUCUGUUCCGGUCUCCACAGCCUAAGGCAACAAACCCAUUUCAUACUGCCAAAACCAAUGAAGCAGAUUUGUUUCAGGCAGUUCCAGCUAAUAGUGAGGGACUCUUCCAGACCAGGGAAAACAAACAAGAUCCCUCUACCAUAGAAGACCUUUUUGGCAUGUCCUCUAAGGGAAAUCGGGAAGUAUUUUCUUCUUCAUCCACAGCUACAUUCGACCCAUUCCCGAGUCCAAUUACAAAGGAUUUAUUCAAAGACGUUUCCAGUUUGGAUGACCCAUUUGGUACUCCUCUCUCAAAACAAUACGACCCUUUCCAAGAUGUUUCAAAUGGGACUCCAGACAUCUUCCAACCGCUUUCCUCAAAGGCUAACAGCACGAAUAUAUAUGAGAUGACCCCGAGUAAUACAGCCUCUAAGGCCACAGACUCUACACCUUCACUCAGCAGUCCGUCAGAAAUGAAGUUGGACAUGCUAUCGUCUUCACCAGAUCUCUUCAAGGCAAUGCCAACAGGAACUCCCCCAGCCAUCCAACCAAAGUCUUUUGACGGGCCACAUGAUAUUGUCUUGACGACUCCUCAGGGAACUAAACAUGAUAUUCUUCAGCCGACUCCUUUCAGUCGGGCCAGUAACCUGUCCAUGUACUCAAGCCGGUCUCCAGCUGAAAUGUCUCAUGUAACGACCUUCAGACGUCCCCCAAAGCCUCUUCCCCGAAUGAAACCACCAAGGAAAGAUAACCCUCCAAAACCAGAAAAGCCUCCAAAACCAGAAAAGCCACCAAAACCAGAAAAGCCACUUACACCAGCAAACCCUAUUGAACCUGAACCACCUGUGCCAAAAACGUCUCCUAAACCAUUCUUCAGACCCCUCCCAAAACCAGUUAUUCACAGCAAACCAAAAACCGAGGCAAGUAAACCGAUGGACCAGGAGAACUAUGCCGUAUUUGAGGACAUCCUGCUUAUUGGACAGGAAAGGUGUGUUGAAGACUGGCCUGAAGACAGCCCUGAGCUUAACCCCGAGUUCAAACCAUCUGGAACAUUGAGACUACGGCGAGAAUCAAUGAAAACAAAGGCGGAUUCCGAUGGAGGAAGUGGCGAGGAUCAGGACGGCUCUGGGGGUCAAAGCAAGAAAAAGGACAGAAAGUUCGGAAUGUCCCUACUUUCCAGAAGAUCGUCAAAGGAUAAGUUACCUGAUGACAUAAAGGAGGGGAGGAGCAGGACACUACCCACCUCACGUAAAUCAUCAAAGGAAUAUCUUUCAGAUCUACACACGUCUGCAGGAGAGAAUGAAGAUGGGGAGCACUAUGGGAUGGAAUACAAACAGAAGAAACAUCUAAAGACCAAAGUCAAUCAGCUGCUUAGAAGAGCAUCCACUACUUCCUCCGUGCCAGAGGGAAAGCACAUGAACGGACAUUUACAAAAAUCCAGGGAUGAUGGCAACAAUAAGAAAGGCGUUGGAAAGAAAAACUCCAUACGCAGAUGGUCAGAGGGGACUGUUUUGGAUGACAGCACUGGUGAGGAGGAGGAGGGAGGGGAAACCCAGCACGGAGAGGUUGACGACCAUGGAUUUAAGAGAAAAAAGAAAUUAACAAUCAAGUUUGUGCCACAGAGAGGAUUUGCCAUUGUCAAGACUGAUGAUGAGCUGAAGGGCGCACACGGAUACACACCUCGCAAAGGCUCAAAGGAGAAAUCACAUGAUGAAGUUUUAGGUGCACAUGGCUACACACCUCAUAAGAAGUCCCAGGAUGAAUUACAUCAUGAUUUUGAGGAUGUAGAGGAGCUGAAAGCCCAACGUCUUCGGUCAACUAGCAAGGCCGCUUUCAUGGAUGAUGAGCACUUACAGAAAAGCCUCCAUAUGUCUGCUGGAUUUAAUGGAGAUGAAGAUUCAUACGGAAUGGAAGACUGCAAACCUAAGAAAUCAACAAAGAUGAAACUACUGCACAAGGGUCGUCGGAGCUCUAAGGAGGACAUGCUGGAUGACGGUCUUCGUAAAAAGAAGAGCAGCUUCUCAGCAGAGGAGUUAGACGAUGACGAGCUGAACGGGAUGGAGGAUUGCAAACCGAAAAAAUCCACACGAAAAGGCUUCCCUGUUCCUAUCCCACGCAAAUCUAAGACGGAACCAGCUGAAUUCAGCCACCACAUGCCUCAGCAAGCAUUCAGUGAUGCCUUUGCUGAGGAUCACAUUACUCAAAAAGGAAAAGAUAUCAUGGGUCAUGGAAAGAUGUCUGACAGCGAACAAGAUGAACUGGAAACCUGCAAACCGAAGAAGUCAUCUAAACUGAAAGGUCUCAGAAAACACAAGGCUAAGAGCAAAGCCAUGCAUCCAGAGUAUGAAGAUCCACCAGGAGCUACGUGUAGUGACUACCUGUCAGAGGCUGCUAAGGCGGAGUGGCUGGCUGCUCAAGUGGAUGAGCAAGCUAUAGCAGGAAUGGAGGAUGAGGACGAGGAAGGGGACACUGACAGUUUGAUGGAGUGGUGGCACACAGUGGAACAAUGGGAUGAGGUGCCAUCAGAUGAUGAGGACAAAGUCUUGAAAGAGGAUGAGUCCAGGUCCUUCACCAACUUGGCGAACAAGGUUCAUCGCGGGCUGCGCGUCUUCAACAAGGUCUUCACAGAGCGAGCUGAGGUCCUCUGGCAUUCCAUCAUCACGCUCCACGCCAUCGCAGACGACAUCAGCAGUUUCCACCAGAAGGCCAAGAUCGCCGGCAUCACCGGUGGCACCACCACAGCUGUGGGUGGUGCGACGGCCAUCGCCGGCUUGGCGUUGGCACCCUUUACCUUUGGCGCCUCUCUCAUAAUUACCGCUGUUGGUGUGGGCGUGGCAACGGCUGGCGGAAUCACUUCAGCCUCUGCGGCCAUCUCGGAUAAUGUUAACAACAUGCAAGACCGGAAGAAGGUGGAGACAGUACUGCAGGAGUAUGAAGCUCACCUGCUGCACAUUGGAAAGAUCCUCCACUUUAUCAAUCAGGGCCUGUACAAACUCCGUGGCCAUCCCUUCCUCAGGUCUGGCACCCAGCACUACUCGCAGGACUGGGAGAUCCGCAGGGCCGUCCAGAUGAUCAGCUUAGUGGACACGCCUGUGAUGCGGGCGACAGAGAUAACGGACGCUGCUGUUGCCUCGGUCCAAGGACUCUUCAAAGGCAUGGACAAGUACUUCAUCAAGGACUCGCGAGAGCUGAAGAAAGGCUGCAAGAAGGAGGUGGUGGGUCAAAUAAAGGGGGUGGCAAAUGUGCUCAAUGAUGGGAUAGUGGAGCUCAACACCAUCAGGGAGGAGCUCCAGGAUGCUACUGGAAGCAUCUGAGUAACAUCAUGUGUGAUGCCACUUUGACCAAAGUUGUUUCUCAUAGAACUCCAACGCCCUCUCCUGGCUAAAUGAGGGAACUGUUGAUUUUAAAGGAAUUCAUGGGCCCAGCACAUCAGUACCUGUGAUAGUAAGUUUCAGAUAUUUUUAACAUGAGUUUUCUUAAACUAGCAGACUGUGGACAUUUUUAUAAGAAGUUUAAACAAUUUACAGUAUAUUCCAAUAUAUGACAUUAGUCCUGUAAAUAUACAACCACUGUGAAGCUAAUAAUGGUCAUUACUUUGUUGUGAUUUUGGCAGAGAGGUGUUGUUUAAAUUCUGGUUACCUUUGAUGCUGUAAAUUAUUUUGUUGUAUUCGUUUUACAUUAUUUGUAAAGAAGUUUACUGUACACACGGGGACUGGUAGAAAUAACAGGGAAGUGGACACCGUUCUUUGUGCACUGUAUGUUGUUAUCUGGGUAAAAGGUUUAAAUAUAAGGUGUAUCACAAUGUAGCUUUGUGGUCACAGAUGGCUUAAAAUGAAAUGGAAAUUAUAAACGGGUGCACUUCAAAAUAUAAUGCAAUCAAAAUACAGCAAGUAUUUUUUGUUUGGUUAUUAUAUUUUAUUAUAUAGUCAGCACAGCCUUCUCUUGUUCAACCCCUGUAUCAGAUAUCAGUUUAUAUUGGUAGUUCAUAAAGAGGAAACUGCAGACAAAAGAGGUACUUGCAUUGUCUUCUAGAGUUAGAUUUGAAUGUUAAAAUUGAGUUUUACUUUGUUGAAUUAAAGUUACUAUAUUCAUUUACCAACAGGAUUAUGUUUGUAAAUGCUCACUUUUCAUUUAGGUCAUUUUAUAAAGCUAUCCUGUUUUAAGUGUUUUUUAAAGAGAAAAUGUGACAAUGCUCCAUGUUCACAAAAUGAAUGUUGUAUAUAGGGUAAUUUAUUUUUCAUAUAUCGCUGCAUGGCAUUGCUUCAGAACACAAAUCUACUAAACAGCUAAGUAAUGAUUGUAUAUAAUUGAACUGUAGGUUGUGGUUUGCUGAUGCACAGCUUUAUGUUGCAGGUCUGUUGGUGUACUUAAGUAUUAGGUAUUUCUGCUUUUAAAGCCAUACAUGUAACUGUGUAAAAUGAUGGCACACAAAUGUGUUAUUGGAUGCCUGAAUGGCUUAGAAAAACAUUUAAAGCGUCUGUAUUUUGGAAGAAGAAUCCAUGUUAUUGUUCCCUCUAUUUUCUGUACAAAACAAAACUGGAGACGGUUUUGGCAUCCAUGUAAAUACUGUCAGAUAUGCCUGAAUUAUUUUAACCUAUAUGUGCCUCUAUAAUAAUGUAUUUAACUGUCAAACUCAAAGCUAACUAUUAUAUAAGUGAAUAUUUUGUGAAUGCAUAAAGAUUUCUAUCACUGUAUGUUUUAAUUGUGAAAUAUUACGGCCACCUUUGGUCUUACUGGACAAUCCUGAACAGAAUGUGUCUGUAAAGGGUGAAUCGAACACUGAGUCUGUCAAUAAAGUCUGUUUGCCAGUGUGGCCUUUAGGUGA